This is a messenger RNA of Dromiciops gliroides (monito del monte), 1776 nucleotides long. RefSeq names its product deleted in malignant brain tumors 1 protein-like. The record is from RefSeq and is a predicted model, not a curated record. Gene Ontology annotation, cellular component: cell surface. The transcript has 10 exons. The coding region runs from base 1 to 1761 and encodes 586 amino acids. NCBI's taxonomy places the organism in Eukaryota, Metazoa, Chordata, Mammalia, Microbiotheria, Microbiotheriidae.
AUGCAUACUCCAAUGCUCACUCCUCAGGCUGGGCUGACAGGAUUUCUGUUUAGAAUGGAGAGGUCAGUGGGCUUCAUCUGGACCCUCCUACUGAGUGCAGCAUCCCCUGGCUGUGGUGGUAUUCUCACAAAGCCUUCAGGGAAAUUCUCCAGCCCCAAGGGACCUACACACUCAAUACCUCUCAAGUGUGUUUGGUCCAUCCAAGUGGAAUUCUCUCACCGAGUCUCACUGGCUUUUCCUCACCUCAAUCUAAGCUGUGCCACUGAAUAUGUUGAAGUAUUUGAUGGGACCCCGACUUCCCGUUCUUUGGGGAAAAUAUGCAAUGGCCUCUACCUUACAUACCAAUCAUCUGCAAACAUCAUGACUGUAGUGUUCUCUAGAAACUCGAGCCACUCGUCUACUUGGUUUGAUGGUUAUUACUAUGCUGAGCUGGAAGCUUCUACAUUGAUCACAGUCCCAACAACUGCUCUACCAUGUGGAGGUUUACUCCUAAAGCCUAAAGGGACAUUUUCUAGCCCAUCAUAUCUGGAAAACUAUCCACAUAGUGUGCAAUGUGUCUGGGAGAUUGAAGUGCCAAAGACCUACCGGAUAAGCCUUACCUUGAAAACAUUUGAGGAUGAACACUCCCUUAGCUGUUCCUCGAGCCACGUUGACAUCUUUGAUGGAUCCCAGAGCUCAUCUGAUCUUCUGGGGCGUUUCUGUGAUACUUCCAAUGAGACAUUUUUGUCUCCUUCCAACAAGAUGAAAGUACAAUUUUCUAGUGACUCAUUUGUCACCAAAUCUGGAUUCCAGGCUUCUUAUUUUGCUCUUCCACGGGAUAAUAAUGACACAGCACUGUCAUGCACAGAAGAUCAAAUGUAUGUAGCAGUCAGUGAGCAAUAUCUGCAAUCACUGGGUUACAGUGCUGAGAACAUUUCUUUACACAACUCAUCCUGUGAGCCUGAAGUCAUCACAAACUACAUAAUAUUCAGCAUCCCCUUUAAUGGUUGUGGAACUGUCAUACAGGAAAAAGAUGACACCAUCAUCUACUCCAAUUUGAUUUCCACGAACCAAUUCAACAGAGUCAUUUCCAGGCUAAAGAACUUCCACUUACAUGUCUCCUGCAGAAUGAAUAAGCAUAUCACGGUAGAAGUCAAAUACUUGACAGAUGACGCCAUUGAUAUUGUCAGACAUCAAUAUGGCCAUUAUCGCCUGAAGGUCUCAUUUUAUGAAUCGCCAUUAUUUGAACAUCCAGUGAUUGAAUCCCCGUACUAUGUACAACUCAACCAGGAUGUUUUCUUUCAACUCAUGCUGAGCCACUUUGACCCAAAUCUGGCACUUUCUGUAGAUACUUGUGUGGCCUCUCCCUAUGCUGAUGAUUUUAAAACUGUGACCUAUGAUUUAAUUCGACAUGGAUGUGUGAGAGACCCCACCUACACUGCUUACUCUUCUCCAAACCCAAAUGUUGUCAAAUUUAAGUUUAAUGCCUUCAAGUUUCUUAAACAGCAUGAUGCUGUUUAUCUGAAGUGCCAAAUGUCCAUAUGCAGAGCAGAUGAUCCCCCCUCUCAGUGCCUACAAGGCUGUACACUCAGAUCUAAGCGAGAAACACACCCUGAGUGGGACAACUUGGAUGUUGUGGUGGGACCAGUUCGUCUCCGGAGGGAAACAUCUCUGGAAAAAAGAUCUGCUAUAAUCAGUGGAUCCCCUCAUGAAAAUGGAAUCAGAUACAGUUUCCUUCUUGUGACCACAGUGAUGCUGGGAAUUAAAAUGUGUUGCUUCUGAAAAAAAAUCAUUAAA